This is a messenger RNA of Parnassius apollo (apollo), 864 nucleotides long. The record is from the annotation of a GenBank genome assembly. NCBI's taxonomy places the organism in Eukaryota, Metazoa, Arthropoda, Insecta, Lepidoptera, Papilionidae.
AUGGCUGAUAACGAAUUAACAAGAAUAUCGCGGAAAUCACAAUAUCUCCCAAAUGACAUCACUCUGGACACACCGGCCGAACCCGAGAAGCUUUUGCACCCAUCUUUGCGAAAGUCAAUUAAAUACUGUGAAGAAUCAUCCCCAAAUGACAUUGAAAACAUCGAAAGUCAAAAUGGUUAUCGCAUAUUUACGGAUGGAAGCAAACACGAUGAAAAGGAAAUUGCCAAUCCAAAUAGUUAUAACUCUCUCGUCGUGGUAAUCCACAAAAUCUUACACCAAUGUCAAACUAAAAAUCUUAGUAUUAAACUCCUCUGGGUAAAAGGACACUCGGGCAUCCCUGGAAAUGAAACAGCAGAUCUAGCCGCCAAAAGCGCUGCCACUUCUCACCGUGCAUACGAUUUCACUCAAUUUCCUAUGAGCUACAUCAGACAUAUAAACAGUCAACGCACAGCCGCUGAAAUGAAAUCAUUUUAUUCUCAAAACAACCAAUCCAUUUACACCAAAUAUUUGCUUCCAACAUAUGAAGAUCUUACGAAAUUUACUCAACUAUUAAAGCCUAACUUUGCAAUGACACAGUUCCUCAGCAAUCAUGGGUACCACAAAGAGUAUUUACACCGUUUUAAAAUAACAUACGAUGACAAAUGCCCAUGCGACUCAUCCAGUAUUCAAUCUAUGGCACAUCUUGUUCAGCGGUGCCCUGUAUUCAGUAGAACUCGGGCAAAUCAUGAGAUCGCAUGCACACUGCUUAAAAUUAAACCGUAUGAUAUGACUGAGAUAAUUAGUAAGGAAAGCAGCGUUGAAUCCUUUAAAAACCACAUUACUCAUAUUGUUAAUAAUCUUAAAAAUCUCAAUGGAAGUAGGUAG